AGCAAAGUAGGGACCAAACAAAGUAGAGUCUGUCAGAUUGGCGUGCCCAGCAAAGCACUCUAUAUUUUCUUUCUUUCUUUCUUUCUUUCUUUCUUGUGAGAUUGGGGAGGGAGGAACCACAUUAGCCUUCAGCCAAAAAGCAACCCACCCACUUUGCGGUUGCAGCAGCAGCGCAAGAAAAAAGUAAAAAAAAUAAAAUAAUAUUAAAAAAAACCAAAGAUUUACAGCUAGUAUUUGUUAAAUUCCUAUGGGUUCGUGAGGGGGUGUACUGGGAAUUCAGAUUCGGAGUAUAAAAAGAUUUGAGUGGAGAAAAAAAGCGGAGUGGUGGUGGGGGCGGUGGUGCUGAUUCUAAAGAGAUAGAAGAGGCUUUGGGAACAUUCUGCGCUUGGCUUUUUGCGAAAACAUGGUGUUGCUAUGGUGGCUGGCAAAGAUUAGGGACAACUCAUCUUUUUGAUGGGUGGUUUUCUCUUUUCGUGUGUGUGUGUUCUUUGCUCGCUUGGGGCUAAUCAUCUUUUUUUUUUUUUUUUGGAUCAGCUAAAGAUAGUAGUAUUUGCAGCAGCAACAGCAUAUUGUUGUGCUUGGACCAUUUGCAUUACUAUUUACUAACUCUCUCAUGUUCUCUAUUUUCAUUGGGCUCUUAGGUUAGGUUUCUUCAAGUUAUUGUAUAAAUUUCAGUUUAGGAGGCACACAGAUUCAAGAGGGGAAUUGGGGGAGAAGAUAAAAGGUGAUAAAAACAAGGGCUGUGGGCUCUGCUAUAACCAACUAUAAUAGCAUUGCUGAUAGCCUGAUACAGUGAUACACUUUUUUUCUUCAAGAACAAAAUCGCUUCGUUUUCUCGGAUUUGUUUUGUUUUCGGGAUUUAAUUGAGUUGGUGAAGGUGAAGAAGGUGAGGGUGAAAAGAGGAUCAAUAUGAAGUUCAUGAAACUUGGGUCCAAACCUGAUCAGUUUCAGAGCGAAGGCGAUAAUAUCAGGUACGUAGCGACUGAAUUGGCAACUGAUGUGGUUAUCAACGUCGGGGAUGUGAGAUUUUAUCUACACAAGUUUCCUCUUCUGUCCAAGAGUUCUCGCUUGCAAAAACUGGUUGCCUCUUCAAAUGAAGAUAGCAACGACGAGAUUAACAUCCACGAUAUUCCCGGUGGACCGGCUGCAUUUGAAAUUUGUGCAAAGUAUUGUUACGGCAUGACAGUUACCCUUAAUGCCUACAACGUGGUUGCUGCUCGAUGUGCAGCCGAGUACCUGGAGAUGUAUGAAACAGUUGACAAAGGAAACCUUAUCUACAAGGUUGAAGUCUUUCUUACGUCCAGCAUUUUCAGGAGCUGGAAAGACUCGAUUAUUGUUCUUCAUACAACCAAAUCUUUUCUUCCUUGGUCGGAGGAGCUGAAAAUUGUUAGCCAUUGCCUUGACUCCGUCGCUUUUAAAGCAUCAAUUGACCCCUCCAAGGUCGAGUGGUCAUAUACCUAUAACCGUAAGAAGCUUCCAUCUGAAAACCGGGACGAUUCUCACUGGAACGGAGUCCAAAAGCUACACAUGGUCCCGAAUGACUGGUGGGUAGAGGACCUUUGUGAGCUGAGUAUAGACUUAUACAAACGAGUCAUAACGAGUAUAAAGUCGAAGGGGCAAACAUCUGCUGACAUAAUCGGAGAAGCGUUGAAAGCAUAUGCUUAUAGGAGGCUGCCCGGGUUCAGCAAGGGGGGCGCAGUACAAGGAAGCGAUCCUGUCAAGUAUCGGCACGUGGUCGACACGAUUACAGGCUUAUUGCCCCCCGAGAAAAACAGCGUUCCCUGCAGUUUCUUGCUCAAACUGUUCCAAGCAUCCAUCACUUUGGAUUGCGGGGAAACACAGAGACGAGAGCUGAUGAGAAGGAUCGGGCUGCAACUGGAAGACGCUACCGUAGCUGAUCUUUUAAUUCAAGCACCCAAAGACGAGCAAACCGUAUAUGAUAUCGGCAUAGUACACGACCUAGUCGAGCAGUUUCUGAUGCAGGAACAACGUUUUCAGGUCGAAUGCACAGCAGAUAACGAGUUCCAGGAUAUGUGCCCCGUGUUCACUUCAGAUGCUUCAAAGGCUAAGGUGGCUAGGCUAGUUGAUGGCUACCUUACCGAAGUUGCAAAAGACCCCAAUUUACCAUUGUCGAAAUUCGUUGAUCUUGCAGAGAUGGUAUCUGGAUUCCCCAGACCGUCACAUGAUGGAAUUUACCGCGCAGUUGACAUGUUUCUCAAGGAACAUCCUGGGAUCACUAAAAGUGAAAGGAAAAAGAUAUGUCGGCUUAUGGAUUGUAGGAAGCUAUCGGUGGAGGCCUGCAUGCACGCUGUGCAAAACGAGCGGCUUCCACUGCGAGUGGUCGUACAGGUUCUGUUCUUCGAGCAAGUAAGAUCUGCAACAUCAUCCGACGAGGGCAGCACUUCCACCCUCCCGGGAUCAAUCAGGGCGCUGCUACCGGGAGGGUCCCACGGGAGCUCGCGGACCACUACAACCAACACCGAGGAGGAUUGGGACGCUGUGCCCACAGCCGAGGAGCUCAAGGCUUUGAAAGGCGAGCUCGCGACUCUGAAGUUAAGGGACGGAGCAGGAAGCAACGACGGUCAGGCUACGAACGAUGCGAAAACCAGCGCUGAAAAGGCGGCCACGAACAAAGUAAAGAACUUAAUCGUGUCGAAGAAGAUCUUCUCGAAGCUGUGGUCGAACAAAGAUAGGCACAGCGAAAACAGCAGUUCGGAUACCUCAGACAGCCCUGCAUCAACCACCGGGGACGAGACGAAGUCCACUCCGUCGAGAAGUAGGAGACACUCCUUGUCUUAGCAGAGAAGGGUGGGGAUUCUAUCGACAUAUGUAAAUGGUAUUGUUCCAGUUUACAUUAGGAGUAGAAUCAAAUGAUGUCUGCGAGCUAACAACUGUGAAUGUAAGCAGUAGUUAACUUUCCCUAUGUAAUUCUUUAGCAGCAUUAGUUUGUGUUUGUUUUCACAAUGUAGAGCACAGCUCAGAACAGAUAUUUUCUGUCUAAGGUUUUGCAUUGUAUUUUGUUGUCCCUGCAAGAAAUAUAGCAGGUUUUUAUCCUGUAGUUUAACUAUCAGUUUAGGAGAAA
Molecule: messenger RNA, 3082 nt
Organism: Ipomoea triloba (trilobed morning glory)
Lineage: Eukaryota; Viridiplantae; Streptophyta; Magnoliopsida; Solanales; Convolvulaceae
Product: BTB/POZ domain-containing protein NPY3
Exons: 6
Coding region: 910-2799 (629 amino acids)
Molecular function (GO): protein binding
Source: RefSeq, a predicted model, not a curated record